AUGAAUAGUGGAGCUGGCAAACGCACUGGCUCUCGACAUGUCCUGGUAGUUUUAAUAUUAUGCAUACUCUGGUACAUUAUUUCAUCCAGCAAUAAUGUUAUUGGUAAAAUGGUUCUGAAUGAAUUUCCGUACCCCAUGACGGUGACAAUGAUCCAACUAUGCAGCAUCACAUUAUACAGCGGACCAUUCUUUAAUUUAUGGCGGAUAAGAAAAUAUCAAGAUAUACCAAGGGGCUAUUAUUUCCGUUUGAUAAUACCUUUGGCUUUUGGUAAAUUUUUAGCUUCCGUAACAUCACAUAUUUCACUGUGGAAGGUACCCGUGUCUUAUGCUCAUACAGUUAAAGCUACCAUGCCAUUGUUUACGGUGAUUCUGACGCGUUUGAUAUUUCGGGAAAAACAACCUACACUGGUCUAUUUGAGUUUGAUACCAAUUAUAACGGGAGUUGGUAUUGCAACUAUGACAGAAAUAUCUUUUAAUAUGAUGGGUUUAAUAUCGGCUUUAAUAUCAACCAUGGGCUUCUCUUUGCAGAAUAUAUUUUCCAAAAAGGUGCUUAAGGAUACUGGUAUUCAUCAUUUACGCUUAUUACACUUACUUGGUAAAUUAGCUUUAUUCAUGUUUUUACCGAUUUGGUUAUAUGUUGACAGUUUUAAAGUUAUACAACAUCCAGCAAUUACAAAUUUAGAUUAUCGUGUUAUAGCUUUGCUAUUUGCCGAUGGCGUUUUAAAUUGGCUACAGAAUAUAAUUGCAUUUUCGGUGCUAUCCCUGGUUACGCCGCUAACUUAUGCUGUGGCAAGUGCAUCGAAACGUAUUUUUGUUAUAGCUGUAUCUUUGGUGAUAUUGGGAAAUCCAGUAACAUGGGUAAAUUGUUUUGGCAUGGCCUUGGCAAUAUUAGGUGUACUAAGCUACAAUAGGGCAAAACACAUAAGUAAAGAUAAAUCCAUUAUACCUACAACAACACAAAAAAGUAAUAUAAAAUACACUUCAUUACCGAAUAAUGUUGAUCCUUAUUAUCGUGGUUCAGUUACAACAAAUCACAAAAUUUCGAAUGGCUAUAGUUCGAAAAAUACCGCAAAUAGUCUUUUAGCUAAUGGUAGUACUAUGCCUAAUGGUAGUACAACUCGUCUCUUAUUUGUUUAGUUCAAUUUUAAAUAACUUUUUAAAAGUGAAAAAAGAAAGUUUUGGAAUUUAGAAAUACAAUUUUAUUUAUAAAAAAAAUAUAUAUUUAAAGUUAAAUUUUAAGUUAAACAUCUGCAGGCUAUCAUUUUAUUUUAUUUUUGCCAUAUUCUUGUAAAACUUCUUAAAUGUGAUUUCAUUUCAAUUCUCAGUAUUUUUUGUUACAUAAUUUUUUAUCUAUCGAACGAUUUUUAAAUGUAAAAUAAUGAGCCCUUUUCUUUUACUUUAAUUUGUUCUUGUUCCAUUGCAAUAUUUAAAAAUGUAAAUACACCAAUUUUAAAAAGUAUAAAAACGAAAUAUUAGAAAUUACUGCUAUAAACCUCCUAUUUUUAAAGUUUAAGAAUAUAUUCAAUUAACAAAAAUAUAUGACGCAAACUUUUGUAUAUAUCGUAGAGAAAAGAACUACGUUAACAAAUACAUACAUAUAAAUUGUAAAUUGUUUAUUAAAAAAUAAAAAAAGUAAUUUAAACAACUGGAAAA
This is a messenger RNA of Lucilia sericata (common green bottle fly), 1653 nucleotides long. Its product is annotated as solute carrier family 35 member E1 homolog. Gene Ontology annotation, cellular component: Golgi apparatus. The transcript has 5 exons. Gene Ontology annotation, molecular function: antiporter activity. NCBI's taxonomy places the organism in Eukaryota, Metazoa, Arthropoda, Insecta, Diptera, Calliphoridae. The record is from RefSeq and is a predicted model, not a curated record. The coding region runs from base 1 to 1137 and encodes 378 amino acids.